Messenger RNA from Penicillium samsonianum, 1383 nucleotides. Its product is annotated as putative multicopper oxidase. The transcript has a single exon. The record is from RefSeq and is a predicted model, not a curated record. Bases 1 to 1383 code for a protein of 460 amino acids. NCBI's taxonomy places the organism in Eukaryota, Fungi, Ascomycota, Eurotiomycetes, Eurotiales, Aspergillaceae. Gene Ontology annotation, molecular function: nitrite reductase (NO-forming) activity; copper ion binding.
AUGAAUUAUACGCGCGUGACAUCGAGGCUCUUCCCAAGUCUGGUGGCAGCCAGGCACCACCGCGCUCUAAGAAAUAAAGUUCUACCGUUAUGCCAUGCAACAUCAUCGUCAUCAUCACUUUUCCAAGCUAAAAUCACAUCGGCCAGGUUUAUCUCGACGGGCCAGCCUAACACGAGAGCAAACGUUCAUACAGGUCACAUUCGUCCAAGUUACUUUCUUGGUCUAUCUGCAUUGAUAACCUUCAGUAUUGUCCUAUACUCUCGGUGCCGGGGCUCAGUCUGCCUGGAUUCUGGCCAGACCAAAAUAGUAAGAGGACCGGAUCCAACCCUGGCGCCUCAGACGAAUGAAGCAGUGCAGUUACACUCAAGUCCUUGCGAUACCCCUGAAGGAUUUAAAGGCAUUGAAAACCUUCCAACGGAGAAUGCGGCGCUCACAUAUGCACCACAUGUCCCUCCACCGAUCACUCGAAACUAUCCCGUUCUCCUCCAAGUGCCGUUGACAACUGCCACCAAGGUAAAACAACUGACAAGUCAGCACAAGUACGAACAAUGGAAUUUCAACGGCACUGUCCCUGGCCCAUUCAUCCGAGCUCGGGUGGGGGAUGUGGUAGAGCUGUCGCUGACGAACAUUGACGAGACCGGCAAUCCGCACAACAUCGACUGCCAUGCAUUUCUCGGACCUGGAGGAGGUUCCGCGCUGACGACAGCAGAAGAAGGUCAGACGAAGACAGCGAGAUUUCGGCUCAUGUGCCCAGGUCUGUACUUUUAUCACUGUGCAGCAGCACCGGUGCCAGUACAUAUUGCCAACGGGAUGUAUGGGCUCAUGUAUGUCGAGCCAAUCGAAGGGGACCUCCCUCCAGUGGAUCGCGAGUACUAUGUGAUGCAGAGCGAAUUCUAUCACGAACCUCCUGAAAUUGAGGAAGAUGGAAAACCGUCAUCAACGGUGGAGUUUUCGUAUCCGAAUGCGCUGCGUGAGAAACCAAGCGUCGUUGUCUUCAACGGACAUGAGGCUGCCCUUACACGAGACAAGCCUCUCAAAGCUUCGGUGGACGAGAAAGUCCGCAUAUUCUUUGGAAACGCAGGGCCAAAUCUUACAAGCUCGUUUCACGUCAUUGGAAGCAACUUUGAAAAGGUUUAUCGUGAUGGCGACGUUGUUAGCCCUCCUGGGCAGUUUGUGCAAACAGUCAGUGUUCCUCCAGGCGGUUCUACCAUCGUCGAUAUGAAGAUGCUCGUUCCUGGGACAUAUACUCUCGUGGACCAUGCCAUAUUUCGUCUUGAAAAAGGUGCUGUGGGAUACUUGAACGUUGCUGGGGAACCGAGAGCUGAUAUUUACCUUGGUAAAGAGCCACCUGCUCCUUGCGUCGGCUGUAAAUUACAUCCUUGA